This is a messenger RNA of Anastrepha obliqua, 6223 nucleotides long. RefSeq names its product protein mahjong (gene mahj). Gene Ontology annotation, cellular component: nucleus; Cul4-RING E3 ubiquitin ligase complex. The transcript is spliced from 12 exons. Lineage: Eukaryota; Metazoa; Arthropoda; Insecta; Diptera; Tephritidae. Gene Ontology annotation, molecular function: protein binding. Gene Ontology annotation, biological process: protein ubiquitination. The record is from RefSeq and is a predicted model, not a curated record. Bases 339 to 5108 code for a protein of 1589 amino acids.
UUUCCGUCUAUUGGUUUGGUGGAAUUUCGUUUAUGUGAAGCACAUAUUUAGAACGUUGUUUUACAUUUUUUGUUAUUUAUAUUAUUAAAAAGUGCAUAUUAACAAAAAUAUUUGUUUGUGAACGAAAGCUUAAAAGUAUUGAGAGCAUUUAUUAUCCGUUUAACCUUGAAAUAUUAGGAAUAAUAAAUAGCCGAAAAACUGUGAGGGGUGAAUACCAACAACAACUGUACAGGCGAAGUAAUAGAAAGGAAAAAUUCCGUUCUUCCCUCACCAGUGUGAAAAGUUUUGUAAGGUUAGGGACAGAUUUGGGUGAAAAUAUCGAAAAGGAUUGGCAUUAAAUGCCUCCCAACAUAAUAGAGCCUGCACAGCAUCAGCAAGGCGAUGCGGAAAUGCGUGAUGAAGAAGAUAUUCAGGCAACAACAUCGGCCACUGAGGCAACAGCAAAUGCAGAAAAUUCUCCAACGCAACAGCAUACAUCAAAUGAGAGUAAUGGUACCACUAACAGGGAUGAGAGACAGCCAUCAGCUGAGGCAAAUGUGGACGCGGACGCAGAGAUGAAUAAUGCGGAAGAAAAUGGAUCUAUUGGCUCCAACGAAGCCAAUGCUGAAGCAGAAGGGGAUGGAGAGGCUGGUGAGAAUGCUGGUGCUGCUGCUGAUGCCAACGCUCCCGCUGAUGCUGAUCCUUUUUAUGGGUUCGAAGAUGAAGAACCAAAUUUCGAUAGCAAAGACAUGUCACAGGUGUUGCAAAUUUGGGAAGCGCAGCACACACGUUCCGGAUUCGAUCCAGUGCCAGUGUUGAAAAGGCUUGCCGAAAUUUUCGAAAAAGAAAAGGAAAUUUAUAUGCGUAAAGACCACGACCCUUUCGAAGACCGCCACCCCUAUCGGACAGAUCCGAAGUGCCAAUUUGGAGUUCUGCUCAAGCAGCUGUUCCGAAAAGAUAUUUUCAUGAACAAGCUUGUGAACGACUAUUUGCGCGAUAAUUUCUUCACCCGUCAAAAUAUCCAGAAAAGUUCACUGGAAUUGAAUAUUCUAACUUGCCGAUUAAUCUUAGUAAUAGCUCCCGGUUUAGAGACAUCUGCCGUUUUCCAAGGAGAAUUCGAACAUCUGAUUCAUAGAAUUUUCGGCUGGGCUGAAGAUAGUAUUGAACCAUUGCAAAGUUAUGCGACAGGUUUGUUAGGGGCUGCUAUGGAAGUAACUGAAAUCGCGGUAUCAUUCAAAGAACACAACGCUCGCCUUAUACCAAAGAUUUUGAAACGGUUGCAUAUGUUGCAAGCAAUAUACAAAUCAGGCGGCGAAUCUGGUCAAUCGACGCAUGCCCAACCACCAUCAGAACCAAAUUCUGCCAAUAACUCAUUCGAACAUACGCCUACUUCUAUUGUAAACGGCGUUCCAUUUCUACUAUCACCGCAAACAGAAGAUCAAUCGAAAAUUGAUGCGACGGCGACACAAAGUUCAAAGAGUGCUAUAGACACUCACUGUUCGAAUUCGAAUAUGUCAACACUACUGGAGAAUAGUCGCGAUGCUUUUCCUCAAGGAAGUGGGCAUCGUUACUAUAAGAAAAUGUAUAUUCCCUUGCACCCGCCUACCGUUGAAUCAAGCCAAGCGCUAAUGCUGCGAUAUCUUACUGCACUCGGUAAUCAUCAAGAUUAUUUGGGUUCGGUUUUUGAACAACGCGCCAUGCAGUUGGUUUCCGGUUAUUUGGAGAAUUUAGACAGACGCGAUACCUGUUUGGGAUUCGAAGCCCUAAAAUAUCUCGCCUCAUUGCUUUGUCAUAAGAAAUUCGCUUUAGAAUUCAUUGCACACGGUGGAUUGGAGUUGCUACUCAAAGUACCACGUCCCAGCAUCGCUGCUACUGGCGUUUCUAUAACACUAUACUACCUCGCUUAUUGUGAAGAAGCAAUGGAACGCAUUUGCAGUAUGCCCAGAAAUGUAAUAUCGGAGUUGGUACAUUACGCACUAUGGCUUAUGGAAAGGUCCUACGAUUCAGGUGUUUGUCAUGCCACCAUGUUCUUCGGCUUAAGUUUUCAAUUCAAAGUAAUUUUGGAUGAAUUCGACUCGCAAGACGGUCUUCGUAAGCUGUACAAUGUUAUUUCUAUCCUUAAAAUCCUGAAUCCUUCCAAUAGCGAUGAUGAUGAGAAUCCUCUUAAUGACGAUUUAGAAUGUGCUUCGCGUCAACUCGUGCGACAUGUGUGUGUCGCACUUAAACGCUAUAUGGAGAGUCAUCUUUUCUACAAAUAUAACAAUUUCAUGCGCCAACAAUGUUUGCUAACAACUGAAUUCUCUCAAAACGUUGUAACUAAAGCAGCAAAGACAAGUCUGGAACAGAUCAGUGAACAAGUGCGCACAUUACAGGAGAACACCUCAGUGCGUGCCCAUUGGGCACCUGUGGACAAACUAUUAAAAGUGAGCGGUGUCACAUUACUUUUGAAAAUUAUAGCGCUUUCCUAUGAUUGGAACAAUAGUGUGAGGUCCGAAAUAGUGCGUUCGGCAUUGGAUGUUCUCUCUAUUUGUUGUGUUAUUCCGCGGGUUUUCCUGGUUUAUUGCGAGCGAUUGGAUGUGCCGGAUAGUGCGGGAGCUUCAGGAAUUUACUUCAUACUGGCCGCCGCUUCAGGUGAUAUCACUGCCGACGCUGACGUUCAAAAAUCUGCUUUGGCCGUAUUGGUUCAUUGUGUCUGUGCACCUUUGGCGAGGAAAGAGCCUAACAAUGUGAUGAAAGUAUUUAGUGCGUCAAAGCGUAAUAAACAGAAUAAUCGCUAUUGCGAAGAAUUAAUCGAGAAGGUAUGGGAGUCGGUUUGCUCCAACAAUGGAAUUAUUAUACUUCUAUCUCUGAUGCAAAUUAAAGCGCCGAUCACUGAUGCGGAUUGCAUUCGAGGUAUGGCCUGCCGCGCGUUAGCUGGUCUUGCGCGGUCUGAGCGCGUGCGCCAAAUCGUCGGCAAAUUGACACUUUUCGCAAAUGGGCAAAUUCAAACGCUGAUGCGUGACCCAAUAUUGCAGGAAAAACGCGCUGAGCACGUAUUGUUCCAAAAGUAUGCACUAGAGUUAGUAGAACUCGUUUCAGGCAAAACAAAACCGAUUUCCAAUAAGAUGGAUCCAUCACUCGCCAACAUUCACAAAGCCAAUGUCAUUGCGCAAACUAAAAUUCAGUAUAACGAACAACAGUUAUAUCAACUAAUACACGAUCAUCUAGAAUCUAAGGGCCUACUCCAGACGGCACAAAUGUUGCAGAAAGAGGCAGGUCUGCCGCAAAUUUCCUCCAACACGACGAAAAACUUUCACCAAUCGCCAUUCGAUUACAAAGUGGUACCAUCGUCAUCAGCGCGUCAGCGUUUACGCAUCCGCACGCAGGAUUUGAACAGUGCUAUCAAUAGCAUAGCAAAUGAUCAUCAGCAGCAGCAGCUUAAUAACAGCCUUAACAUUGAGGAGCUGCCGUCCAGCAGCAUUACUGUAACACCUAUUAAAUUGGUGAAAAAAUCUGAGAAAACAUCUGCAACAAAUUUGAGCGGUAAUGCUAAUGCCAUGGCUAUCGCACAUGCGAAUGCGCAGCGUUCUCUGCAAAAACAAAUAUCCUCACUGCCAGAAGACGUACGUUCUGAGAGUGGAUCGCCACCACUGCAGCAUGGGAACCAGACUGGCAUUACUCUCGGCACCAUUGUUACAGAAUAUCUCACCAACCAGCAUGCCUUGUGUAACAAUCCCAUGACAACAUGUCCGCAAUUCGACCUGUUCACGCCACACAAAUGCCCUGAUCCUAAGCCGAAUCGUGUGGGAGAUAAUCUUAAUUUGACAGCGCGCAUUUUCAAAGCGCAGGCCGGAUACAAUACAGCGCGUUUGGACCGUCGUUAUGUACAUUCGAAUUUCGCGCCGUGGCGGUCGGUGCGUUCCAAUGACUUCCCAUCCUUGCAGUUUUCCACUUGUGAAAUAGUAUCUCCAUCCAAACUGCUGCUCGUCGGUACCCACCGUGGUGAAGUAAAAGCAUUCAAUCUUUCCACAGGCACAGAGGUCUUCUCAUCCGUUUGUCACAGUUAUGUCGUCGAUUCUAUUAUUUCUAAUCGUGCUGGUGAUUUAGUGCUAACGUCGUGCUCUUGGCGGUCACCUCUCAGCGUACUCUGGUCUAUUCAGCAUAACGAGUUUGCGUCGAAAUUGAGCUUUGCCGACGAUUACUAUUGCGAGUUCAACAAUUUGACGCAGGACAAAGUACUGGGAACACAAAAUGACUGCGCCAUAAUUUACGACAUAAAUAGCGGGAAUAAGAUUUCCACGUUCACGCCAACGCUUGGGAAUCAAUAUGUUAAGAAUCGUGCUACCUUCUGUCCAACCGAUGAGCUUAUAUUAUCUGAUGGCGUUUUAUGGGACGUGCGGUCCGGAAAAGAAAUUCACAAAUUCGACAAACUGAAUCAAUGCCUUUCGGGGGUUUUCCAUCCUAACGGCUUAGAAAUAAUUUCAAAUACCGAAGUAUGGGAUCUGCGCACAUUCCAUCUCCUGCAGACUGUUCCCGUUCUUGACCAAUGUUUUCUUAAGUUUUCGCCAAUGCGCGUGAUCUACAGCUAUAAUGCGGAAGCAUCUGACGAACGCAUUGAUGCGAUGCUAGAAGAAUUACCUGCAUGCGAAACGAGUUUUAAGGUGCUUGACGCCUACGACUAUUCUUCAAUAUCCACGAUCGAUGUGCGGCGUGGCAUCUACGACAUGAGCAUCAGCGAUAAUGGCAGUCUCAUUGCGUUAGUGGAAAAUCAACCAGCGUACGAUUCGAGACCGGAGACUUUCGUUAAAAUCUAUGCUGUAGGCAUGAAGAAGAUCGAGAAUCAAGAAGAGGAAGAUGAUGAAGAGCCAGAUUCUGAAGAGGACGGUUCGGACAGCGAUACAACAGACAUUUUUGAUAUUAGCGAAAACGAUCGGAUUCGUUUGCUGCGUUCGGACGGCGAGGACGACGAUGACGAGGAAAUGGAUAGCGAUGAUGACAGUGACGAUAACGAUGGUAACGACGACGACGGUGAUGGUUGGGUAGAUGUGAACUCAAAUUCGUCUAUGAGUGAUGACGAUAAUGAGCACGCGCAGCGAGAAUCAUCGUCGUCGGAGGAUGAGAUUAUGGAAAUUCAUUUUCGGCCUUAUUAGAAACUGUCUUUAAUUGCUAUUCGUUGCUUUUAAAGUAAACAAAAAUGAAAGAGAAAAUAAUGCAAGUACAUGCAAGCUUCCUGUAAUCUGUUGAUGCGCAUAAAGUAAAAAACGAAAUAUAAUUUUUAUUCGAGAAACAAUAAAAAUUGAUAAAAGCAGAACACAAAAGUACAGUGUCAGGCGCAUAGCAGAAUUGUGUUUAUCAUUUUGUACUAUAAGUAUUCAUUUUAGAAACCUUGUAUAGUAGUUAGUCUCAUCAAUAUGCAGAAAGAGAGGAAAACAUGAAGCAAGAUAAAAUUAUGUAAGCAGUAAUUGCCAGUUACACCAACUCGAAGUUCAAUUUCAGAUAUGGAUUUAUUUUCAAGAAGUACAAAUUUUGAGCCAAUACUUUCGCCGCUUAUUUGCGCCCGAAAUUUUUUAUACAAUACUUUUGUUCAUCUACGGCCGGACCUAAAUUUAGAUUGUGAAGUACAUUUAAUUUUUACUUAAAGGGGCUGAAGCGCGAAAUGUGAAAAUUAAAAAUUAGAAAGAAAAGUGCAGAAAAUACAAAUUUCAUAUCAGAAAAUAAUUUUUUUCCGUUUUUUGCUAUUUAUAAACUUCCGAAAUCAGCCAUCGAACAGUUUGUGCUGUUUGAAAAUGAAUCCACUUUUUUUCUAUUUUAUAUAAAAAGAUCUAAUUUCACAAAUUUAUUACAACUUUCUGAAAUAGAACUGCAAAUGGUUUGAAAAGUUUAUCCUCUUCGAAUUUCUAAUUUUAUUAUAAUAUUUAAUAUUUUUUUUUAUAUGUUAUACUGUUUGUUGCAAACCACAAGAAAUUUAAAAAAAUAACGCGUCAAUGUAACAAUUGUAUUUGUCAAGCGAAUGCGCGUCAAAUUAUUACUGCAUUUCUUUUUGUAAGAACUUUAAAAUAGCAAAACACAAAAAUAAAGAAUAUCGAAAUAAAAUUAUAUAUUAUAUGUAAAUAAAAGGAGGCGUUUCGUGUUGAGCAAAAGCAAAGAGUGCAGGAUGUGUUGUAAUAAAAAACAAAUAAAGGAGUUGCAAGCAGGAGCACAGGUUUCUAUCGGGUGUUUUGUUAAGAGCUUGAGAACUCAAAAUAAAAUAACAGAAAUGUUGGAA